Oreochromis aureus is the source of this 3709-nucleotide messenger RNA. RefSeq names its product lysosomal-associated membrane protein 2 (gene lamp2). Gene Ontology annotation, cellular component: membrane. The record is from RefSeq and is a predicted model, not a curated record. The transcript is spliced from 11 exons. Bases 143 to 1486 code for a protein of 447 amino acids. NCBI's taxonomy places the organism in Eukaryota, Metazoa, Chordata, Actinopteri, Cichliformes, Cichlidae.
CUUAUAGGGCUGGCACGUCGGUGUCUGUCAUAUGACUGUCAUUUCCUGGUAUCGUCGGUGGUAGCUGCAUCCAAACACCACUGACUGAGCGUCUCCGUCGGUUGUUUUCUCUCCAGUGGCUGACCCUGCAAGCUACCCAGCCAUGAUGUCUCGCUGCCUUUUCUUUUUUGUGUUUGGAAUCGUGUUCCAGCUAUCACAUGGCAUUGAGUUCAAUGUCACAAAAGAUGGAAAGUUAUGCCUCUAUGCCGAUCUGAAGCUCACAUUCAAGGUCACCUAUGAAGAUCUUGACAACCAGACUCAGACAGCUGUGUUUGCUUUAACUGAUGACGCCGAUUCAACUAAAAGUACAUGUGAUCCCAUGCACUCAAUACUGAUGCUUAAUUUUGGAGCGGGUCACUCUUUUACUAUGAGCUUCUCCAAGAUUGGAGAAGGUUACGAGGCGGACGUAUUCUCCUUUACCUACAAUCUCGGCGACCCUGUCCACUUCCCUAACUCUAAAUCAAAAGACCCUUCUACAGCAAUGGGGGUUCUUGACAUUAAAAACAUAGGCAUGGACACCUGCUACUCGUGCAAAAGUGAAGACCUGAUCGAAAGUGGUGAUGUCAACAUUACGCUGUGGGAUGUGCUUAUACAGGCUUUUAUCAGUGAUGGCAACAAGAGUUCUGAAAUAAGCUCCUGUCCUGCAGAUAAACCCGUCUCAAGUACAACUGCUGGUCCAAAUACCACUUCCCUACUCUACAAAAGUGACCAGGCUUUUAUCAUUCCUGCAGCCCUCAAGUACAAUACAACCACACUUGCCCCCAAUACAACCACACUUGCCCCCAAUACAACCACACUUGCCCCCAAUACAACCACACUUGCCCCCAACACAACAACUACGACUGUCCCUACUACCACCCCGGUACCCACUCUCCCUGUACCCAGUACUGGGAACUACAGCAUCAGGGCUGAUGAAAAUGGCACAGUCUGUCUGCUGGCCAACUUUGGUCUGCGCAUUGGUACUAAGGGCGAGGAAAUGAAUUUGGAUCCCAAUAGGGCCAAUGUCUCUGGAUCAUGUGCCGUCAACAGCAGUGAGCUUAUUUUGGCAUCUAAAGAAAUGACUAUCAAGUUUACCUUUACCAAUGACACAAAGAAAUUCCGCCUGCAUGCCCUGAGCAUCAGUGUCAGCACGGGCUCUGGUAAUUUUUCUGCAGAGAACUCCAGCCUCAAUCUGUGGGAGACCUCCAUCGGCAGCUCCUACAUGUGUAACAAGGAGCAGACCUUCAACAUCACCGACACACUCACCAUCUACACCUUCAGCCUGCAUGUGCAGCCCUUUGGAGUGAACAAAGGUGUUUUCAGUACAGCCCAUGAAUGUUCAGUGGACGACACCAGCAUCUUAGUCCCAAUCAUUGUUGGCGCUGCUCUGGCUGGCUUGAUUCUCAUUGUAGUGAUUGCUUACGUGAUUGGUCGAAGAAAGACUUACGUUGGAUAUCAGACUCUUUAAAUUCAUAUUGCAGUCGAUCUUGUGAUGUUAUGGGGGUUCCCAAGCCUGGUCCUUGGCCUUCAUGGUCACACAUUCAUGAGUUGGUCUAACACUAAAUCUACAGUUUUGUGAAAUGGCAUCAGUGUGGAGGGGGAAUCAAAAUUUACUGUCUGAUCAUUGAGGUUUAAAGUUUUGGUUAUUUCAUAAAGAUACAGGAAUUUCUCUCAAGGACCAGACUUGUCUACCCCCAAGUGUUUGUGGUGUCUGUUUUUUGCUUCCUCAUGUUGUUUUUGUUUCCCCUGAAUGUCUUUUCUGUUGUUGUGCUUUUUGUUAAUGGGCAAGUGCAAGAUCCAUCAAGCAUUUGUUUAAAUUGGAUAUCUGGUCAUGCAAAAGUCUACCAUUACCUUUUCAUAAACGAAUCCCCCUGAACGCUUUCCACAUUUCUAGCACAAGAUGUGACCAUGUAAUUGGUUUCUGUAGGAUCCUGCACUCGCUCAGCAGACAUUCCCCCCCCUUUUUGGUUUUUUUUUUUUUUGUCAUGAAAACACAUUUGUUUUGAUUUUUUUUUUUUUUUUCUUUUUUUUUUUUUUUUUUUUUUUUUACCCAUUGAAAAUUUGAGGUUUUCAAUUGAUUGAUGUCACAGCAGCUUUUUUUUUUCUCCUUCCCUUGAAAGUUCAUUAACACAGAUGAAUGUCUGCUCCUUUUAAAAGGCUGUAGAUAAAUAUGCCUUAGUUCAUGUUCGCCCCUGUAGAGCAGGAGAAACAUCAGAUACUUGUCCUGGUUAUGUGGCUCCAGUCAUGUCAUUGAUCAUAUCAAGAGUAAAAGCACACAUGGCGCUAAUGACUUUAACAAAGGCUCACCGAUGGAUUAUAAAGACGCUCAGUGACAAACCUGUGUGUGAAGCCAUUGUUAGUCAUUACAUUUGCACAUGCUCUGUUCAGAUAAACUGAAAAUUGUGUGGGGUGGUUUUCUCUCUUCCUCCCCCUCCUAAGACAUUUUGGCAUUAUGUUUAGAAAAGGGAUCGUACUAUUGUGUAGAUAUUCACUUUCAGCACAGAUGAUUCUGAAAUGGGGAUACUUACAUGUAAAUGCACUUAAACACUCUUUAUAUUUUUCUUCCGUUGACUCUGCUGUCACAUGAUCUCACCUGUGUAAAAUUCUGGGCUUUGGCCUGAGCUCUGUGGGUGGCUGCUGCUGGAUCAGUGGGUGUUAAAGCCCCUGAAAACUGGGUUCAGAGCUCUGCAUCUUUAGAUAUGUCACUGAACUGAGUAGGAAUGACAAAUGGUGCAGAAAUGGUUUGAUGUGUUGGGAAACUUGCAAUUCUCAUGCAUCUCUCUAGCUCACAACUUGACAUGUUCAUAUCAUGUUUGGUUAAUCUGUGCUACAACUCUUAACAAAGUCAGUCCAGUUUUCCAAAUGCCAAACUGUUUCUGUUAGGUUUCAGCUUACCUGUCUCUUUAAGACAUCCUCAGGCUGUAGUUUCAUCAGAUUAUUCUAAUAAAUGUGCAAACAACCACACAACUGCCAGGAUAACUUUAAUUGGUGUGCUGAAAUUAGCGAUAACUUGACAUUAAAGAGGCUGAAAGUAGGUUUUCAGGACCUUUCAAAUCAGGGAGUUGGAGCAGAGUAGCACAGUUGUGUAUGGCAGGCCACAGAAUGUGUUCUUUGUAAUGACAGACAGGCUGUGACACAACAGUAGCUGUAUGUUAAUUCAAGCAGAGUGCUGUGUACUGUUUAUUGUUCCAGCUUGUCGCAGCCAGAAAUCAUUACUUCUUUUUUUUUUUUUCCAAGAUGCUUGUGAAAUUUUGCUUUUCCCAGGUCACUGUAUAUGUGUAUAGUUAAUGGCACUUAAAUAAGAGCUUUGACUUUUGCUUGUGAUUGUUGCUGUUUGUAUUUCAGCUUUGUACAAGUUGCCUUAAUGAUGAAGAUGGGUUUUGCAGCAUUAAGAGUUUUAAUUAGACAACUGUCAAAUCAUCUAACAAGCUUUGCUCAGUAACUUUGUCCUGUGCAUUCAGUAACUCACUGCUUACUCGCGUGAUUUUUGGCUGCUUAAUUUCCCUCCACUCGUGGAGGAGAACGCACACACUUAAAGGGAAUCUGUGCUGCAAGACAAUCUGUGUGUUAUGUGGAUGCAACUGAUUUCCUCUGCAUUUUCUCAUGCUGUUAGCUAUAAUAAAUUGGAUUUCAAAUUGUGUCAGUGGAGCUUUUUAGUGUUUUCUACAGAAAUAAAAGAAUGUGCUGUUGA